Messenger RNA from Plutella xylostella (diamondback moth), 829 nucleotides. RefSeq lists its product as uncharacterized. Lineage: Eukaryota; Metazoa; Arthropoda; Insecta; Lepidoptera; Plutellidae. The record is from RefSeq and is a predicted model, not a curated record.
UAUUCUAUGAGCGUGAUAUUAUGAGCUGUGUUGAUCUGAUCUAUGGUUAAUUUCAGAAAUAAAAUCAACAAAGUCAAAAGAUUGAGCAUUUCAAAAUUCUAUUUCUUUACGCUUUGUUUACAUUUUGUUACGUUUGUGAAAGGGUGUCAAACAGUGGAAUAUAUCAGUAAAGGAUCAACUCUUUUGUUAUAUUUUAUACAGAUGUUACACCCGAGAUGUGAUUUGGGGGGUUGAGUUCGAGAAAAUGGCUUUGAGUUGUUGUAGCAGCUCGGCCGUGGCGGCGCUGGGUUUACUGGCGCUGCUGCUGCUGCCGGGGCCCGCGCUGUUCCCGGGCAGCGAGCCCGCGCCGCCGCCGCCGCCGCCGCCCGCCGCCGCGCGCCUGCUGCACUACUGCCCGCCACUGGACCUCGCACUGUCCGGCACGCUGGCGCUCUGCGGCCUGCUCACCUACCUCGCUGAGUGGGUGCAACGUAAACUCAUGGAAAGGCGAAUAAUGAAGUUAAACUCGUACCUGCAGUCUUCCGUGGAGAAGCUGCGCGCGUGGGACGCUCAACAGGAGCAGCUGGAGAGCAGCGUGCGGCUCGCGCAGGAGGCGGCCACGGAGUACAACCUGCUGCUGUACCUGCUGCUGCGCCAGCACCGCGCUGGGGACCCCCGCGCCAUGGACCAUCGGGCCACGGACCACCGCGCCACGGACCACCGGGCCACGGACCACCGCAAAGAACACAAACUCGAACACCUCUACUCCAGGGAUCACCGGAUAGACGCGUGACCGUUUUAAAUUUUACUUUAUUUAUUUUUUGUUUUAAUAAAUAGUGUUUUAUUUGUU